Capsaspora owczarzaki ATCC 30864 is the source of this 2643-nucleotide messenger RNA. RefSeq names its product N-ethylmaleimide-sensitive factor b. Gene Ontology annotation, biological process: Golgi to plasma membrane protein transport; SNARE complex disassembly; intra-Golgi vesicle-mediated transport. The coding region runs from base 80 to 2413 and encodes 777 amino acids. The record is from RefSeq and is a predicted model, not a curated record. Gene Ontology annotation, molecular function: ATP hydrolysis activity; ATP binding. The transcript is spliced from 6 exons. NCBI's taxonomy places the organism in Eukaryota, Filasterea, Ministeriida, Capsasporidae. Gene Ontology annotation, cellular component: Golgi stack.
AUUCCAAUUUUUUGUGAAUUUCUUCACACUCGUCUUUUUCUCUCCACUUGUUGGCUGACUCUGCAUUCCGCUUCCAACCAUGGCGAGCACAAAGCUGAUUGUGAGCAAGUGCCCGAGCGACGAGCUGGCCAUGACCAACUGCGUGAUUGCCUCGCCAGGCGACUUCCCCAUCGACGUCAAGUACAUUACCAUCCACCCGACGCCCGACCAGGAGUUCUCCUUUGUUCUCAAAGUCGACCCGGCAAUGCCACAUCGACAGCUCGGUUUCACCUUCCACCAGCGCAAGUUUGCGCGUCUCGAGCUGGACAAGGAGAUUUCAGUCGAGCCAUUCCGCCCGGACAAGGAGAAGAACAUUGUGGUUGGCAACAUGACCAUCCAGCUCGACUUUCAACCCAAGGACAAGACGCGCAAGGCCUCGUUCGACAGCGCUGCGAUUCUCGCCUUCCUGAAGAGCAACUUUAACGCGCACGUGUUCUCGGUCGGCCAGCAGUUUGUCUUUAGCUUCCAGCAGCAGCUGUUGCUUGCCGAGGUGCAAAAGAUUGAGGUGGUCGAUGUGAGCGUGCUUUCCGGCAAGCGCACUGGCUCGCAGCUGGCGGCCAACCGAGGCGUGCUGCUCGAAAAGUCGGACAUUUUCUUCACCAAGGGCGCCGAGUCGAACAUUACGCUGACUGGCAAGGCUCGCAUCUCUGCUCGCCCAUCCCCAAUCAACCCGGACUUUGACUUCGAGCAGAUGGGCAUUGGUGGUCUCGGCGGCGAGUUUGCGUCCAUCUUCCGUCGCGCGUUCGCAUCCCGCGUCAUGCCUCCUUCGCUCCUGGAGCAGCUGGGCAUCACGCACGUGAAGGGCAUCCUGCUGUAUGGUCCUCCCGGUACCGGCAAGACCCUGAUGGCGCGCCAAAUUGGCAAGAUGCUCAAGACGCGCGAACCCAAGAUUGUCAACGGUCCCGAAAUCCUGUCCAAGUUUGUCGGCGAGUCCGAAAAGAACAUUCGCGAUCUGUUCGCCGAGGCCGAGGCCGAGUACAAAUCCAAGGGCGAGGAUUCUUCCUUGCACAUGAUUGUUUUUGAUGAAAUUGAUGCUAUUUGCAAACAACGCGGUGCCCGCUCGGACAACACUGGAGUGCACGACACGGUCGUCAACCAGCUGCUUUCCAAGAUGGAUGGUGUCGAGCAGCUGAACAACAUUUUGAUUAUCGGCAUGACAAACCGCCGUGACAUGAUCGAUGAGGCGCUGCUGCGUCCCGGUCGUCUCGAGGUGCAGCUCGAAAUCUCCCUGCCCGACGAGAAGGGCCGUGUGGAGAUUCUCAAAAUCCACACGGCGCAGUUGCGCAAGAACGAGCGCCUUGCGACUGACGUCAAUCUCCAAGAUAUUGCCGCAGAGACGAAAAACUACAGCGGUGCUGAACUGGCUGGUGUUGUUCGUUCCGCCGCUUCCUACUCGAUGAACCGUCUUGUCAAGGCCUCCAAGACUGUCGCUGUUUCUGACGACGCCGAGGCGGCGCUCAAGGUGACGAACGAAGACUUCCAGCUCGCCCUUCUCGAAGUCAAGUCGGCCUUUGGCGCAGACCAAGACUCUUUCGAGAGCAUGGUGUUGAAUGGCAUCAUCAACUGGAGCCCCGCCGUUCAGAGCAUCCUCACGGAAGGUCUGCUCCAUGCCAAGCAAGUCAAAAACUCGGCGCGCACACCGCUCGUGAGUGUGCUCUUGGAGGGCCCUGUUGGCAGCGGCAAGACCGCGCUCGCCGUCAAAAUGGCCUUGCAAGCGCAGGAGGCAGGUUUCCCGUUCGUGCGCCUCGUGUCUGCCGAAAAGCUUGUUGGCAUGACGGAAGCCGCCAAGUCGAGCGCCAUCGCCAAGGCCUUUGACGACUCGUACAAGUCACCGCUCAGCGUGAUUAUUAUUGACGAGAUUGAGCGUUUGCUCGACUAUGCUCCGAUUGGUCCUCGCUUCUCCAACUCUGUGCUCCAGACGCUUCUCGUGCUGGCCAAGCGUCUCCCUCCUACUGGUCGCAAGCUGCUCAUUAUUGCAACGACAAGCCAUGCCAAUGUGGUCAACUCGCUGGGUCUGGAAGAUGCAUUUGAUGUGCGAUUAACAGUUCCCAAUCUCAACAAAAUGGACCAAGUCCGAACUGUGCUCAAGGAGAUUGACGCAUUCACCGAGCAGGAAUGGCGUGAUUACGACAAGUACACGCGCACUCUGCCAUUCUUCAGCACAGCCAACCCACACAUCUGGAUUGGCAUCAAGAAGUUGCUCAUGCUCAUCGAAAUGGCCGCGCAAGACGAGUCGAGCAAGGUUGUCAAGUUUUUGAGCUCACUACAGGACGCAUGCGGCCAAAUGGACACGCUUGGAGAUGAGAGUGUUAACGCUGACACUGCUGCCAUUAUUGCUUCGAUCAAGGCUGGUGACCAACCGUCAACAGAUUGAAUUUGAGAGUGAUGCCCCAAUGUGUAUUGCGUGUUUUGUUUCUAUCUUUUCCAUGUCGUUCUUUUUUUGUUGUCCCUUCUUGAUGAAGGCGAGUACAAGUAUUUGGAAGCACAGAAUGCUUGUCGUUUGUUUCUGUUGUCCCGCAGAGUUUGUGCUUGCAUACAAUUUCAAAGAAUGCACAUGUUAUUAACAAAAAAACAAACAGCAAAAUGUACAAUCCUUGCGACCAA